This is a messenger RNA of Capra hircus (goat), 1957 nucleotides long. RefSeq lists its product as uncharacterized. NCBI's taxonomy places the organism in Eukaryota, Metazoa, Chordata, Mammalia, Artiodactyla, Bovidae. The record is from RefSeq and is a predicted model, not a curated record.
CCCUCGAUCACUCCUAGAAAGGGACCUUCACCGCGCCCCAAACGUGCACACACAAGGCCGGUGGGAGGUGAGCAUCGAGCGUGUUAGGGCACCGAUCCGCUCCAGUAUGGAUGUGGCCCCAGACGGCAGGAUUUCCAAGAAAUCGAGCCUGUCCCUUCUGCACUUGUGAAUAAUUCCACAAGAGAGCACUUCGGGAUGCCGGAUUACCCCGAGGCCGCCCGGGACUCUUCCAGCUCUCCAGCCCCGGGUCUCCUGACAUUGUUAUCCCAGGCUCCGAGCUAAACUAGAGUUUGCCUCCCGAUCUUUCCACCCAGGGAAGCGAAUGCCACUCCCACCCGCAUCCGCCUGUGAGUCUCCCCUGCUGGCAGAAGGAAUGCCUUCCAGGUCCAAGGAGGUUGAAAGCGCAGCUCUUUUGGUGAGGAGGACCGGUCCCGCCCCCCACCCCGGACAAGGGGAAGGUUCGCCAGGUGUCGGCGAAUUGAAUUUGUCAAGAGGGUGCUGUUCUCAACCCUAGAUGGCUCCCUCCUAGGGCCGCGUUUCCAAAAUAACCACAUUUUUAAAGGGGUUGGAGGAGAGGGAGGGGAAGACAUGGCAACAUUCCAGAAACCAGCAUUGUUCCAGCACCAUAGCCAGUACGUUUCGUUUGGCUUGUUUAUAACAGAAAUCUCAGAAGGUGGGGAGGUGGAAAUAAAGUUUUAAAAGCAGAAAGAGCAGUUUUCCAACUUUGUCAACAAAGCCGAUCAUGUUGAUGUUUUUUAUUGACCAUUUUAGCAACAUGCUAAUAAAAUUUCAAAUUGAAAUUUUUAUUUUCAUGGCUUUAAUCCAUGAUAGCUUAAAUACUGGGGGCCAUUAAGAGUGGAUUUAGCUAAAAGCUUAGCUAACAUUGCCUUUUCACUCUAUUUUUCUCAAACCUUAUGAGAAUUCUGUUUUUGAAUAUUGUGGUUCAUUUUUUUUUUAACCCUAAGGGCAGCCUGAGUAAUGGUGGAGUUUUUAAUCAGUGUGUAUAUUGUGAUGAAUUUCCGUCAGUUAAGGGGUGUACUGCUUCGGUGGAAAUUGCUAGCAGGUUCCAUGGUGUUAAUUUCUCCUUGUUAUAUACCAUCCCAUAUUGGCAUUGUUUGCUUUCUUCCUUUCCCCUGAUCUUCUGAAAAAAUGAAUGUAGAAUUGGUGGCUUUUUCCCCCCUCCUCUUUAGCCAGUCCCACAGUUUAUUCCUGAAAACUGGAGAGAACUUCAAGGAUCAGGAGGAACAUAUGGUUUUCAAAACAGUAAGGUUGUUUGAAACCCCUUCCUUGGGCAAGGACUUACUAACUUCUCUCCCUGUUCGCAGCCCCAUCUGAUUAACUUGUUACUUGACUCAGUGUGUGUUAGACACACCUCCAGCAUCUAUUUCCCUUUCAAGGGAAUUUGUCAAAUAACAGUGUUUAGCUAAUUGUUGCAAGCAAUCACAUACUGACAGCUGUGAUUUAGUUGGACAGCAAAUAUUAUGGCCAAAGCCAGUUUCUUGGCAUUUCAAAAAUAAUGCAAUAAAAACUAGUCGAGUUUAGCUGAGACUGGAAUGCCUUUUUUUUUUUUUAAUGGUAAAAUGAUUCAUCUUUGUUUUGUUUUUUUGGUUUUCAGCCUGGAUUCAUUCCCUGAUCUUGAGUCAAAAGGUCAGAUCAAUGAACUAUGAACUAGAGUAUUUUUCUUAAGCCUAUUGAGUGAUUUAUUUUUUAAAAAAUGUUUAAACGCCUAUGCUUUUCUUUCAGCACAUACAACAGCAAAACUUUUGUAUUAAUGAACUUAUCUUUGCAUGUAUGGAGAACUGAAAAUCAUUUAUUUCCCUUAUUCACCUUUCAAAUAACAGAUGGUGGAUCCUAAAUCGAAAUUCUAUAUUGUGUCUACACAGCCCACAUCCUUUACUGUGUCCUAUUGUAUCUUGGUUCUUUGCUGUAUUAAAUACUACCCUAAGCAAUUGUUCAA